UAUUGCUGAUCGCGCCCCUGCCACAAGGACCUCUAUCAUGAUGUUGAAGUCUGUAGAUGCAGCGCGGACGAGUUGGCCUCUCCCUACUUCCGACAGCCCCCAUCGAUAUCUCCCUCCAGAACUUCUCAUCGAGAUAUUCGCAAGGCUGCAUCCCGAGAAGCGCGACGAGAUUCACUAUUUGCAUGUAUGCAGCGCCUGGCGAACACUCCUUCUCAAAACGGCAGAGUUCUGGGUAGAUAUGCUUCGAAUACCCUCCAUCAUGGUGUAUGAGGAUAGGCCGCCCACCGAUAUCGACAUCGAGUUUGCGAACACGUUCAUGGAACGAUCCGCCUCUCUUGAUAUCGACGUUACGGUGCAUAUCUCCCCGAAGCUUACCCCCGCAGCUUUCGCGUCUCGCAGCCAACGGAUCUUGUCUCUCGUUCUAUACAUCGAGUCUCAGUAUGCCGCGGACUUUUUCCAAGUCUUGACGACUGGUAUGCCUCAUCUGCGGCAACUUGUCGUUCACCACAAGUACGAAGGCUUGAACCAUCCUCCGAGAUUCCCCUCGGAGACAACGAAGCUCAUCCGGACGGCUUCCUUUGCCCUACCAUCUCUCCGCGAUCUCCGCAUCCCCUUUGCAUUCCUCGCACCAGGACUGGCCAAUAGCUCUCUGCGAACCUUGGCAAUGGGCGGAUGUUAUUGCUCCGACUGCAUUGGCAGUUCCGUUACGCUCGACACGAUCCUCACCUUCCUAGAGAAAUGCCCUUCUUUAGAAGAUUUGCACAUCAAGGAGGAGGGUAGAAAGCCGCAUGUGUCAUCCCGCUCGCCG
Messenger RNA from Dichomitus squalens LYAD-421 SS1, 808 nucleotides. RefSeq lists its product as uncharacterized. The transcript has a single exon. Gene Ontology annotation, molecular function: protein binding. The annotation marks the transcript as partial. The record is from RefSeq and is a predicted model, not a curated record. NCBI's taxonomy places the organism in Eukaryota, Fungi, Basidiomycota, Agaricomycetes, Polyporales, Polyporaceae.